Messenger RNA from Salvelinus namaycush (lake trout), 3470 nucleotides. Its product is annotated as apoptotic protease-activating factor 1-like. The record is from RefSeq and is a predicted model, not a curated record. Bases 222 to 3347 code for a protein of 1041 amino acids. Lineage: Eukaryota; Metazoa; Chordata; Actinopteri; Salmoniformes; Salmonidae. The transcript is spliced from 23 exons. Gene Ontology annotation, biological process: regulation of apoptotic process. Gene Ontology annotation, molecular function: protein binding; ADP binding.
UAUAAUUCAGGAAGAACCCUACUCAUUUCAAAAAUAGGUUGGGAUUUUUGUCAGAAUUACAUUAUUUUCAAAGGAAAUUAUUAUAAUCCUGGGCACUAUCGAGUGUGGAUAGCGAGCUCCUGUGUCGAGCAAAUAGAUACAUUUCCCAUCACCUGCCAAUCAAUCACCAUUCCAGUCCAGCCACCCCAACUGUGUGGUCGGACCAGGUCUGGCCCGUUGGCAUGGCGAUGAUGGAGGAAGGGGCGCGGAGCUGCCUGCUUCAGUCACGCUCCAGCCUGGAGCAGGACAUCAGGGCUUCCUACCUGAUGGAUCACAUGAUCAGUGACGGCGUGCUGACGGGGGAUGAGGAGGACAGGAUCAGGAGCAAGCCCACCAGGAGAGAGCAGGCGGCGGCCCUGCUGGAGCUGCUCCUGAGGAAGGAUAACCAGGCCUACAUCUCCUUCUACAACGCCCUGGUCCGCGAGAGCUACGGAGACCUGGCCAGCCUGCUCCACAACAGCCUGCCCCUGGUCUCCCCUGAGGCUGAGAAGAGCUUCUCAGACGGGGGCACCCGCUAUGUCCAGGCGGUGCUGAGUGAGGGCGGCGUGCCUCAGAGACCCGUGGUGUUUGUGAGCCGGCCAGCACUGGUGAACCGGGUCAGGGAGAAGCUCUACCACUUGCAGAAGGAGCCCGGCUGGGUCACUGUGUUCGGCAUGGCCGGCUCCGGCAAGUCUGUCUUGGCUGCGGAGGCAGUCCGAGACCACGCACUCAUCACAGAGUGUUUUCCAGGAGGAGUCCACUGGCUGUCCAUAGGCCAGCUGGACCGGUCUGACCUGCUGGUUAGGAUCCAGUCACUGUGUUUCCGCCUGGAGCAGCAGAGCCAGGAGAAAGACCCCUCGUCCUCCAUCCACCGGCCUCCUGGCUCUCUGGAGGAGGCCAAGGAGCGACUACGCUUCCUCAUGCUCCGUCGUUACCCCAGGUCGUUGCUGAUACUGGAUGACAUCUGGGACAGCUCGGUGCUCAAGGCCUUUGACAUCCAGUGUCGAGUACUGCUCACCACCCGAGACAGAAGCCUAGCUGACUGUGUCAGCGGUUCUAAGUCUGAGGUGGCAGUGGAGAGUGGUCUGGAGGAGGAUCAGGCCUUGGAGAUCCUCGCCUUGUAUGUCAACGGGAAACCCCAGAGACUCCCAGAACAGGCCCGCAGCAUUGUCAGAGAGUGCAAAGGCUCCCCCUUGGUGGUGUCCCUAAUCGGGGCCCUGCUGCGGGAGUUCCCGGACCGCUGGGCCUACUACCUGCACACGCUCCAGCAGAAGAAGUUCAAGCGUAUCCGUAAGUCGUCUUCGUAUGACUACGAUGCCCUUGACCAGGCCAUGGCUGCCAGCAUCCAGGUCCUGUCUGAGGAACACAGGGAGCUGUACAUUGACCUCACCGUGCUGGAGAAGGACGUCAAAGUACCUGCCAAGGUUCUGUCGGUUCUGUGGGAUCUAGAACCGGAGGAGGUGGAGGACGUUCUCCAGGACUUUGUGAACAAGUCCCUACUGUUCCGUGACUGUCACCACCGGCCCUACCUCUACUACCUCCACGACCUCCAGCUGGACUUCCUGGCUGAGAUGAACCGCUCUGGUCUAGAAAGCCUCCACACCAAGGUGGUGCGUCAGUACCAGCAGCGCUACAGCCAGGGUCCCCCCACCUCAGGAGAUGAAGAGUGCCUCUACUGGUUCAGAUUCCUCACCUACCACAUGGCCAAGGCCAACCUCACACAGGAGUUGUGCUCUCUGAUGUUCUCUCUGGACUGGGUCAGAACUAAAGCUCAGAUUAUGGGACCGGCUCAUCUCAUCAAUGACUAUGUGGAGUACGGCGCCAUACUGGACAAAGAGAACAGCGAGGUGCGGGUCCACUUCCAGGAGUUCCUGUCUCUGAACGGCCACCAGUUGGAGCAGCGUCCGUUCCCUGACGUAGUGCAGCUGGCCCUGUCCCAGCCAGACUCAUCUGAGGUGUACCGCCAGGCCCUGCUGCAGGCGCAGGAGAGGGCCACCAGAGGGGGACUCUACCUUGACUGGGUGAACAAAAGUAGUCUGAAGAGCCUGUCUCGUCUGGUGGUCCAGCCCCACCAGGGAUCCAUCUACUCUGCCUGCUUCUCCCACGACGGCACCAAUAUCGCCUCCUGUGGCUCCAGCAAGACACUGCGAGUGUUUAAGAGCACCUCUGGGGAGAAGCUGCUGGAGAUCCAGGCCCACGACGAUGAGGUGCUCUGCUGCGCCUUCUCCCCGGAUGACCGUCUCCUAGCAACCUGCUCCAGUGAUAGGAAGGUCAAGGUUUGGAACGUGGAGCGUGGGACUCUGAUGAGGGUGUUUGAGGACGAACACGAGGAGCAGGUCAACCACUGUCAGUUCACCAACACACGCCGACGCCUCCUACUGGCCACCUGUUCCAACGACAAGUUCAUGAACACCAAGCUGUGGAACAUCAAUAAACCCUCCUCCCAGAACACCAUGUUUGGUCAUUUGGAGCCUGUCAAUCACUGCUGUUUCUCCCCUGAUGACGCCUACCUCUCCACCUCUUCCAGCGACGGAACCCUGAAGCUGUGGGAGGUGUCCUCGGCCAAUGAGUGGAAGUCCAUAGACGUGGCGGACAUGUUCCCGGAGCAGAGAGAGCAGACUGAGGUCAUGGUGAAGUGCAGCACCUGGUCAGCAGACGGCAGGACCAUCAUCUGUGCUGCCAGGAACGCAGUCUUUGUGUUUGAUGUAGAGACGGCGGCCAUGUUGUUGGAGAUCCGGACCAGUCGUCUGAGCACGGUGCAGUACUGUCACGCCUGUCCCAGCAGCAACCUGGUGGCCAUCGCACUGUCACACUAUGCUGUGGAGCUGUGGGACAUUGAGACCAGUAAGAAGAUGGCUGACUGUAGUGGUCAUCUGAGCUGGGUCCAUAGAGUCCAGUUCUCCCCUGACGGAUCUCUACUGCUCUCCUGUUCUGAUGACCAGACCGUCAGGGUGUGGGAGACUAAAAAAGUCCACACCUCCUCAGCUGUCUGUCUAAAGAGGGACUCUGACGUGCUCUUUAACAACGGUGACAUUACCGUGGUCGCCGCCGACAACCGCAACAGACUGCAGGUGAGGAAUGGGAGGACUGGAGCGGUGAUGUUCCAGUCAGAGGACCAGGAGUCUCGUAUCCGCUGCACUGCUAUCUGCUCACAGACCUCAGCCGUGGGGCUGGGACGAGAGGAUGGGACGAUACAGGUACACACACACACACAUACAGGUGUUGGAGGUGCCGUCGGGGACCUCUCUAGCCACUCUUCAGGGUCACACCAGGACAGUUCUCCACUGCCAGUUCACCCCGGAGGGACACACACUCAUCACCUCCUCUGAGGACACCACCAUACGGGUGUGGAGGUGGAGGACAGGCGAGUGUGUGGUUCUGGAGGGCCACAAGGAGCAGGUCAGAUGCUUCUCUCUGCUCACCACCUCACCCUCAGAGACACAUCUCCUCAG